Molecule: messenger RNA, 1926 nt
Organism: Harpegnathos saltator (Jerdon's jumping ant)
Lineage: Eukaryota; Metazoa; Arthropoda; Insecta; Hymenoptera; Formicidae
Product: carboxypeptidase Q
Exons: 7
Coding region: 186-1634 (482 amino acids)
Biological process (GO): peptide catabolic process; proteolysis
Molecular function (GO): metallodipeptidase activity
Source: RefSeq, a predicted model, not a curated record
UUGUCUGCACGAUCAUUAGCAACCAUCACGGCCUGCGAGGUGGUAUUAUUUUGCUACGUUGUGAAAUAUUCUUCAUAAGACGACUCGUUGUAAAAAUAUAAUUGUGAACAAUUAAUUUUGGCUUAGCUUCUGUAAGAAAAUUCCGUAUUCGCCGGAGAGGAAAACUGUUGUCGUGUUCAACUAAAAUGCGACGUACCGAGAGGAUCCUUAUCUUCAUCUGGCUGCUGUGCGUUCAGCCGAUAGCCAUGAUGAAUCACAUAGUGACUGCGCGAGAAGAUACUUGUCAUCUGCCAAGGGCUUUAAUCGAGGAGAUAGACUCGUAUGCGCCGAUUGUGCAGAGAAUAAUCAACGAGACUAUGCGAGGCUCUUUCAAGGGCACCACGUGGCGAGACUUGGCGGAGUUUGUCGAUAAAUUUGGCCCGAGGUUCACCGGUACCCAGGUCCUCGAGGAUUCUAUCGAUUAUGUGUUGAACAAAUCGAUCAGUUUAAGUCUGGAAAAUGUUCACGGCGAAGUGGCGACUGUACCACGUUGGAUCAGAGGCUCUGAAUCUGCGACCCUUUUGCAACCAAGGCGAAAAGAUCUCGCGAUGUUGGGCUUGGGUUACAGCGUGGGUACUCCGAAAGAGGGAAUAACUGCCAACGUCAUUGUGGUGGAAAGUUUCUCGGAGCUUAAGAGCAGAGCGAAAGAGGUCCUAGGAAAGAUCGUCGUGUACAAUCAAAAGUUCAUCUCGUACGGGGAGACCGUAGAGUACAGAUCUGCAGGAGCCACGAAAGCUGCGGAAUUGGGCGCCGUGGCCGCUCUGAUCAGGUCGGUAACGCCAUACUCACUGUACACUCCUCACACCGGCAUGAUGAGCUACGGAGAGAACGUCACCAAGAUCCCAGCUGCCUGUAUAACCGUCGAGGAUGCAACUAUGUUGGAGAGGAUGGCGGAUCGAGGAGAAAAUAUCAUGAUAAAUCUGAAAAUGCAAGCGCAAACGUACCCGGACACGCACUCGCGAAACGUCAUAGCGGACAUCACCGGCUCCAGCGCGGCUGAAAAGACGGUCGUCGUUUCUGGACACAUAGACAGCUGGGACGUCGGACAAGGCGCUUUAGACGACGGAGGUGGCAUUUUUAUAUCUUGGAAAGCAUUGCAGUUACUGAAGCGCCUUAAUCUACGAGCACGGAGGACAGUAAGAAUGAUAAUGUGGACUGCCGAGGAACUCGGGCUCAUUGGGGCUCGUCAAUACAUAGAGAAGCACGCGGCGGAGAAUGGAAACCUGCAGUUUGUGAUGGAGUCCGAUUUAGGCACAUUUGCGCCUGUUGGCCUCGAAUUUACCGGUGACAAGAUGACGCAGUGUAUACUUGAGAGAAUAAUGCGGCUGUUGGCUCCGUUGGAUGACUUGAAACUGAAAAGUCCCUGUACACAGCCCGAUAUACAAUUCUGGGUCAACGCUGGCGUACCAGGCGGUGGUCUAUGGACGAAAAACGAGAAAUACUUCUAUUAUCAUCAUACGAACGCGGACACGAUGCUGAUCGAAGAUCCAGUGGCACUGGACAAGAACACAGCCAUUUUCGCAGCGGUAUCGUUCGUUCUGGCGGAUAUUAGCGUUGAUCUACCUCGACACAACAACACUUAUUUUUCCAAAUAAAUACUUGAAUAACGAUAUAUAAUAUUUCUUCGAUUCAUAAUGGAUACAGUAAGCCGUUAAUUAUUGCCUUUAACCCAAAGCUAUGACGUGAUUUUUGGCUGAAGGCGUUUCCAGCUGCUAGUUGCAAAAUUUGUUCUUCAGCUUUAAGCGAGCUGGCCAGAUUCCAGCUGUUAAGGCCGUGGAGAGCGGCUUUUGCUAGAAAUUACAGUAGAGCGAGAAGCUAAAGGCUUGCUGCCCUCAUUGCGAACCAGGAUUUGUAAUAAUCACAUGCAAAAGUUGUUAAGUUUCGAUA